Molecule: messenger RNA, 801 nt
Organism: Taeniopygia guttata (zebra finch)
Lineage: Eukaryota; Metazoa; Chordata; Aves; Passeriformes; Estrildidae
Gene: MRPL41
Product: mitochondrial ribosomal protein L41
Biological process (GO): translation
Cellular component (GO): mitochondrial large ribosomal subunit
Molecular function (GO): structural constituent of ribosome
Source: RefSeq, a predicted model, not a curated record
AUGGGAGCGGGCGCUGUUGGGGUGUGCGGAGGCGGGAGCCGCUCCGGGCCGUGAGGGGAGCGCGGCCCGGGGAGGUCUCGGUGCCCGCAGGGACCGGCUCCGAUCCCGCUGAGCCGCCGGUGCCCGGCAUGGGGCUGCUGACCCAGCUAGUCCGCGGGCUGGUGCGCGGCGCCGACCGCCUGUCGCCCUUCACCAGCAAGCGCGGCCCCCGGAGCCACAACAAGGGCCGCGGUGCCAAGAAGGUGGGCGUGCUUACCCGCAACAAGAAGUUCCUCCUCGUCAAGGAGAUGGUGCCCGAGUUCGUCGUGCCCGACCUGACGGGCUUCAAGCUGCGGCCCUACGUGUCGUACCGCGCCCCCGAGGGCUCCGAGCCGCCCGUGACGGCCAAGCAGCUCUUCGACCAGCUGGUGGCUCCGCGCAUCGAGAAGGAUGUGAAGGACGGCACAUUCGACCCCGACAACCUGCAGAAGUACGGCUUCGAGCCCACGCAGGAGGGCAAGCUCUUCCAGCUCUUCCCCAAGAACUACGUGCGGUAGGCAGCGGGCAGUGAUACCGCGCCAGGACGGGACAGGCUCCGGCACUGAACGUUACAGCCAAUCCUUCUGCCUUGUUCUUCUCUAAUACCUGAUUUAAAUCCGGGUGACAUCUGAGGUUGGAUUUCCCAUCCGUGCCUGGUAAUUCCUCUGGGAGACAGUUGUGCCUGCUGAGCAGAACCUCUCUGAGGUUCUGAGGAUGAGGGGUCUGUGACGUUUCUAAAUACAAAGUACUGCAAAGUUUAAGAAUUAAAGUUUAAAAAUUAAA